This is a messenger RNA of Amphiprion ocellaris (clown anemonefish), 2007 nucleotides long. Its product is annotated as prostaglandin E2 receptor EP1 subtype-like. Gene Ontology annotation, cellular component: plasma membrane. NCBI's taxonomy places the organism in Eukaryota, Metazoa, Chordata, Actinopteri, Pomacentridae. The record is from RefSeq and is a predicted model, not a curated record. The coding region runs from base 1 to 1140 and encodes 379 amino acids. Gene Ontology annotation, biological process: positive regulation of cytosolic calcium ion concentration; inflammatory response; adenylate cyclase-activating G protein-coupled receptor signaling pathway. Gene Ontology annotation, molecular function: thromboxane receptor activity; prostaglandin E receptor activity. The transcript is spliced from 2 exons.
AUGUUAGCUUUGAGCCACUACAACUCCUCGGCCUCCCCGCUUCUCCCUCGUCUGGUUAAUGACAGUGGAGGGAAGGUGGAGGUCAUGGUAGCUGUUGAGGGGCUGUUGCAGCAGCGAAACUUCACCUUUGUGGAACCUACAACCAGCGGCAUCAUCGCCGUCAUCCUGAGCAUGACACUGGGCAUCAUUUCUAAUAUUGUGGCUCUCUUCAUCCUGGUUAACGCCUACUCCCUCCAGCGCCGGCGCUCCAAAGCUACAUUCCUUCUGUUUGCCACUUCCCUGGUGAUCACAGACUUUAUUGGACACGCGAUUCCUGGAGCCCUGGUUCUCCGACUCUACCUCUCUGGAGGUGUGAGCCCUGAAGACUUUGACUCCUCUGAUGGCAUGUGCCAGUUCCUGGGUGGCAGCAUGGUGUUCUUCGGACUUUGUCCACUCUUCAUGGGUUGCGCCAUGGCUGCUGAGAGAUGUCUGGGUGUCACUAAACCGUUGCUGCACUCGUCUUUAGUCACCAAAACACGCACAAAGAUCUGCUUGGCUGUGAUCUGGCUGCUGGCUCUGAGCAUGGCCCUGCUGCCCUGCUUCCAGCUGGGCUCUUACACCUACCAGGACCCGGGAACCUGGUGUUUCAUCAAUGUGCUCAGUGACACCAAGGAGGUGGACGUGGCGUUUGUGGUGCUGUUCUCUGGACUCGGUCUGAUGUCUCUAGCUGUGGCGCUGGUUUGUAACACCAUCAGUGGACUGACACUGGUUCUGGCCCGGCUCAGGAGGCAGCCCGGCUCCCAUCACUCUGCAAAGUCCCACGACAUAGAGAUGGUGGUGCAGCUGGUCGGCAUCAUGGUCGCCUCAUGCAUCUGCUGGAGCCCUCUGCUGAUCUUUGGCCUGAUGUCGGUGAUCCGCUCCUACACAGGAACCAUUGGGGACGACCUGUUGAACUAUAAAACCCUGAUGGUGAUGGGAGUGAGGCUGGCUGCUUGGAACCAGAUCCUCGACCCCUGGGUCUACAUCCUGCUGCGCCGCACCGUGCUCCGCAAAAUCUACCUCAUUGCUAAGUGCCAGGCAGGCCUGAGGGGAACUAUAUUAGGCCGCUGGGAGCCGACCUCUUACCCCAGCUCAGAGAAGAACGAAGUCAACCAAGUGUGAACUGAAAAACGGCUGAAAUUUCUUACAGGUUCAUAUAAAGAACUCUGCAUGCGGAGACCUGUAGAAAAGAAGAGCUGCAUAGAAGACGGUGAGAGGAACAGACAUCGCAGCUGUGAGGGUGCAGCAGCUUUUAAAGUUCUUACUUGUCUUGAAAUUCUUCAUGGAUUCAAUCAAAUUGUUUUUCUGUCAGAACCGUCAAAGUUUACCAAUGAUUUCACUGUCUGACCUUAAAAUGGAAGCUAGCUAAUGCUUUGAUUUUGCACAAAAGAUCACAAACUAUCUACUGUUUACUUCAAUAAAACAUGAACAUUCCUUAUUAGAAAACUCCCAGCUAAAGGCAAAGAUGUCAUCCACAGUAUAACACUCUAGCAAUAAUCAUGCUUUGUCCUGAGAGACUAAAAAGUUAGCAUGAGUGGUAUUUUUCUGGUUUCAUUUCCUCAUUUUCACCACCUAUGAAAGUAAAAAUAGGUAAAAGAAAUGCACAGUGAUUUGCUCUUAUAUUAGAAAGUUGCAGAAGAACUGAGCUCCGGAGUAAACCCAGAAGUAUUUAGAUGUUAUUUCUAAUGUUGAGUAUUCUGCUGAAUGUACUUCAUGAAGGAAUGUAAUAUACAAGAACUGUGGACUUUGUGUAUGUUUGAGUUUAUACAUGCUUUGAUGUGUUUAUGUAGUACUUUAUGUGAAAUAAUGUAACAUUUUAUAAGUUAUUACUUGAAUUGUGCCCUUAGUUUACUGAGGAUAUGUAAGGACCUUUAAGAUGAAUGUAAAUAAAACAAUGCAAUGUGUGUCUUUCUGUAUAAUGUUCCUUUAAAACAUGCCCGUUUUGCAAUAGAAGGUACAUGAGUCGUUAAUAAAUCUGCUGUUAUGAUA